AUGAUAGAGGAAGGCAAGAGCAAAGCUGGAGGCAGCGAUCAGCUAAAAGGUUACUCUCUGAUCCAGGUCCCGGAGCAGCAGCCCAUUACUUUGUGUAGUGGGGUUGAAGAUACAAAGCAUUAUGAGGAAGCCAAGAAAUGUGUAGAAGAGUUAGCAUUGUACCUGAAACCACUCAGCAGUGCUAGAGGAGUGGGUCUGAAUAGCACUACUCAGAGUGUUCUGAGUCGCCCAAUGCAGAGGAAGCUGGUGACGCUGGUCCACUGCCAACUAGUGGAAGAAGAAGGCAGGAUUCGUGCUAUGAGAGCAGCUCGAUCUUUAGGUGAACGAACAGUUACAGAGCUCAUUCUUCAGCACCAGAAUCCUCAGCAACUCUCCUCUAAUCUUUGGGCAGCAGUCAGGGCUAGGGGCUGCCAGUUCCUUGGACCAGCAAUGCAGGAGGAAGCUUUAAAGCUGGUUCUCCUGGCCUUGGAAGAUGGUUCUGCUUUGUCAAGAAAAGUAUUGGUUCUCUUUGUGGUGCAAAGGUUGGAGCCGCGGUUUCCUCAGGCCUCUAAAACUAGCAUUGGGCAUGUUGUCCAGCUCCUUUAUAGAGCUUCCUGCUUCAAGGUCACCAAACGUGAUGAAGACUCUUCUUUGAUGCAGCUAAAAGAAGAAUUUAGAACCUAUGAAGCUUUGCGGCGAGAACAUGACUCCCAGAUAGUGCAAAUUGCCAUGGAAGCAGGCUUACGAAUUGCACCAGACCAAUGGUCCUCUUUACUUUAUGGAGACCAGUCUCACAAGUCUCAUAUGCAGUCAAUUAUUGACAAGUUGCAGACCCCAGCCUCUUUUGCACAAAGUGUUCAGGAACUAACAAUUGCUCUCCAGCGAACUGGAGAUCCAGCAAAUUUGAACCGACUAAGACCCCAUUUGGAGCUAUUGGCAAACAUUGACCCUAGUCCAGAUGCUCCUCCUCCUACUUGGGAGCAGCUGGAAAAUGGACUGGUUGCUGUGCGGACUGUGGUACAUGGGCUAGUAGACUAUAUCCAGAACCAUAGCAAAAAGGGAGCAGAUCAACAGCAGCCUCCACAGCAUAGCAAAUAUAAAACAUACAUGUGUCGAGAUAUGAAGCAGAGGGGAGGAUGCCCUCGUGGGGCCAGCUGUACGUUUGCACACUCACAGGAGGAACUGGAGAAGGAUGACAGUCUAGAGUUGAGGAGGAAUAAGGGGACUUUUGUUAAACCAGGUGUGAGUAUUGAGGCCUGGAUUAGUGUGGUGGGAAAGAAGAAGGAGGGAUUUGAAAAAAUCGUCAAAUUUGAAAAAUUAGCCAGCUUUAAUGACAAUACCAGCUUAUUGUUGCUUUUGGUUCCUUUUUUGUAUUGUACAGGUAUGUACUAUACUACACCACCACAGUGUGUAUCUCGCUUUGUCAGACCUCCACCAUCUGCUCCUGAACCUGGUCCUCCCUACUUGGAUCAUUAUCCACCCUAUCUCCAAGAUCGUGUAGUAAACUCUCAGUAUGGCACACAGCCACAACAAUACCCACCUAUGUACCCACCACACUAUGAUGGCCGCCGAGUAUACCCUGCUCAGUCUUACACAAGAGAGGAGAUUUUCCGAGAAAGUCCUAUACCCAUUGAGAUUCCACCUGCAGCAGUACCAUCCUAUGUACCAGAAUCCAGAGAAAGAUACCAACAGAUGGAGGGUUACUAUCCAGUGGCACCUCAUCCAACUCAGAUCAGACCUUCGUACAUGAGAGACCCUCCGUAUAGCCGGCUUCCUCCUCCUCCUCAGCCCCAUCCUAGUCUAGAUGAGCUACAUCGCAGACGAAAGGAAAUAAUGGCCCAGCUCGAGGAAAGGAAGGUUAUCUCUCCACCUCCUUUUGCACCUUCACCAACAUUGCCUCCUACCUUUCAUCAAGAGGAAAUCUACAGUCCAUCUAGAAUUGAUUCUUGUUACUACGUUAGGAGUAAAGAUCCAUUUUUUCCCCCAAAAGAUACCUCAUUGACCUAG
Molecule: messenger RNA, 1986 nt
Organism: Leptonychotes weddellii (Weddell seal)
Lineage: Eukaryota; Metazoa; Chordata; Mammalia; Carnivora; Phocidae
Source: RefSeq, a predicted model, not a curated record